AUGACAACAACAGCUCCAGCACGUUCACACGGCUUUGAUCGCCAGCACAGCCUUUUGCAGCUCGACUGCAGCGCCGACCUGCGACACUAUUCGCGCAACCUCGGUCCAGGCGUCCAGGAGCGCAUCUUUCAAACAACGAGCGACGCACUGAGGAAACAACUGGAUGAGCAUCGCGAUUUCCUACUUCGGCAUCAACAGCAACAGCCGCGCUUGGCUCCUGCCCCCGUAGUCAGCGGCCCAGCGCCCGGUACUCCUCACGCAUACACGCAACCUCAUCCCUAUCCACAAGUUUCUCAGCCUCCGCUACAGGCCGCCGCACCCCAGCAGCUGGUCCAUCGCCGCGCCGAACCUGCCAUCGUCCCAGGUGACAUUAACACAUACCCCCUCGCCCUGCGCGAUGCCCUGUAUGCACAGAAGCUGAUCCCACGGGCGCACGACGGCAGAACCGCAUUUCAUGUUGUGACCAGCAGCAAAAACCGCGAUAUGGGCGAAGAUACAAAGGUUGUAGGGACUUGUGGAACUAUGCUGGCAGCGAACGAACUCGCGGCGUGGUACUUUGUCGAGCACUGUAUGGGCGACGUUGCUGAAGCCAAGUUUACACAGCUGGCGAGCGGCGCAUUACAUUGCGGUGCCGGACCUCACAACGUGUAUGUGCAAGAGGGCAGGAUGGAAUGA
Molecule: messenger RNA, 675 nt
Organism: Alternaria postmessia
Lineage: Eukaryota; Fungi; Ascomycota; Dothideomycetes; Pleosporales; Pleosporaceae
Exons: 1
Coding region: 1-675 (224 amino acids)
Source: RefSeq, a predicted model, not a curated record